This is a messenger RNA of Ictalurus furcatus (blue catfish), 1285 nucleotides long. RefSeq names its product glutamate receptor ionotropic, kainate 4-like. Lineage: Eukaryota; Metazoa; Chordata; Actinopteri; Siluriformes; Ictaluridae. Bases 223 to 636 code for a protein of 137 amino acids. The transcript is spliced from 3 exons. The record is from RefSeq and is a predicted model, not a curated record.
AUAAAUAUUUAAAUAGAUUCCAAUCUAAAUAUUCAAAACAUACCUACAAUAACCAUAACAAUGACUAAUGUUGGAUAGUAGCUUAUACAGUAUGCAUAAACAUUGCCCUAUAUGUUACUAAAAAACUGUGUUUGAACUGUGCUUCCCUGUUCAACAGGCCUAUUAAACCUGGAAGUGUUACUGCGACAGUUUCUCAUUUCCAAGGAAACACUCUCUGUUCGCAUGCUGGAUGACAGCCAAGACCCUACUCCCCUCCUCAAAGAGAUUCGAGAUGACAAGACUGCCACCAUCAUCGUCGACGCCAAUGCCACCAUGUCCCACAGCAUCCUGGAGAGGGCAUCAGAGUUAGGGAUGCUUUCUGUCUACUACACCUACAUCUUCACCUCGCUGGAAUUCUCUCUGCUGCGACUGGAUGAUGUAGCUGAUCAACGGGUGAACAUCAUCGGGUUCUCAGUCUUCAAUAGAACACACCCAUUCUUCCAAGAUUUCCUUCUCAGCCUCAACCGCUCCUGGCAGGAGAACUGUGAUCAUGCCCCUUUUGCUGGCACGCCGGUAUUUAAUACAAAAUUAUUGUCAAAAACUUUGCUGUUUGUGUUGCUUUUUACCAUUUUCAAUUGUUUUUUUGUUUUUUUGUAGAUUACUUUUUCUGGCUUUUAAUGUAAGUAGAAUAGAAAACUAUGUGUCAUGGUUCUAUGACUGAGUAAAGGACCUCAAGGGCAUUUUCCUUCUAAACUAGUGGAGCAUUCCUUUUCCCCCUAUUCCUGCUUGUUAUCCAAUAGCAAAGUCAGCACCUAUGAAGGUUUUGACUAGUUUAUGCAGUCCCAGUGGCAAACCAUCAAUUUGUCCCCAUUACACAGACAAUGCUGCCAUGUAAACUUUUAGGGUAGACCCAGAAAGAGACACUAACUGAUUCUGUAAAAAUUCUAAAUGGUAGAAAUGCCCAAUGUUUAGCACAUUGUGAGAAAACUUUCCACUGGCUUGUAUUUUAACCAUUUACAUUUACAGCAUUUGUCAGAUGCCCUUAUCCAGAGCGACUUACAUUUAUCUAAUUUUCUCUUUUAUACAACUGAGCAGUUGAGGGUUAAGGGCCUUGCUCAAAGGCCCAACAGUGGCAGCUUGGUGGUUCUGGGAUUUGAACUCACAACCUUCCAAUCAGUAGUCCAAUGUCUUAACCAGUAUGUACAAGAGUAUGACUGACCCAUUGCAAACAUGGCAGUAUGAUGGGUUUGCUCCAAAGGGUCAGAUUAAUAAUUUAAAAGAGUAUGUGGUCUGCAUUUCCACAGUG